UAUUAGUGGAGAAAGCACCGAAUUUUUGAAGACCUGAGGUACUCCGCAGGUAGAAGAUAUCUCGUGGUCCACAACUUGGUCUCGGACCACAUCAAAUAGAUCAUGAACAUAAAUAUUUAUUACUUAGUCAAAAAAGUAGUGUAGCAAGAAGGUCCUCUACUUUCAAUUUUAUGUAUGAUGAACUUCAUCAAGACAACUCUGCUCUACUCCCAGACUCAGCUGGAGCCCCAAGGAACCAACACAAGUAUCAUGGAAAAUGCCAUACUUACCUUCUCCACUACUUGAUCACUGUGCACAUGUUCCCUCCGUCCUACCACAGGCAUACAUGGAGGGAAAACUGGCUACGGCUCGGGUUUUCGGCGGAUAGGUUACAUAGCUGCUAUCACCUUUGGUUUUGGAUCCUGAAUGUCCUUAAUCGGUACACCUAUGCUUUCUCGGUC
Amoebophrya sp. A120 is the source of this 440-nucleotide messenger RNA. The record is from the annotation of a GenBank genome assembly. Lineage: Eukaryota; Dinophyceae; Syndiniales; Amoebophryaceae.